Messenger RNA from Ostrea edulis (European flat oyster), 1098 nucleotides. RefSeq lists its product as uncharacterized. The coding region runs from base 17 to 976 and encodes 319 amino acids. NCBI's taxonomy places the organism in Eukaryota, Metazoa, Mollusca, Bivalvia, Ostreida, Ostreidae. The record is from RefSeq and is a predicted model, not a curated record. The transcript is spliced from 6 exons.
AAGAAGAGAUCUUAUCAUGAAGUAUCUACAAAUUUUCGUCAUUGUUUUGGUGGUGGGGUUGUGUUUCGCCCAAAGAGGUGGGAAAGAUGGGUCUGGAAGGAGGAAGUUUCCAAAGUUUAGAAGGCAUUGUUCGUCGGACACCGAUUGCCCCAAAUUUGCCAUAUGUAUAAAAAUGCAGUUUACAGAUAAAAGCAUAUGUGUGCCCAAAAAAAUGGUGAACAUGAUAGAGAAGAAGCUCUCGCAACUUCCUGCUCUGAAAGGUUGCUCUGUUGAUGGUGAUUGUGGAGUCUUUGGAAAAUGUAUGGAGGUACCAAAGUCAGGAAAACGCAUGUGUAUGCCAGAGGUCAUCGGCAAAAUGCUUCAAAGCAAGCUUCCACAACUUCCUGGUGAACAUAAGACAUGCGCUGCUCACGCCGAGUGCUCUGGUUCCGCUAAAUGUCUAGCAUUUCCAAAAUUCGAGAAACAAAUGUGUCUAGUUGAAAACGGACGUCUACAUAGAAUCUUGAUGAUAAUCCACCGACAGUUCGUAACAGACGACAAAAAACAACCAGAUAACAAAGAUGAUCAGACGGGCAAUGACAAGAAGGAUGACAUCGGAGGACCUGAGAACAAAGACGACGACAAAGACGACGACAUCGAUGAUGUAUCAUUCAUCAACGAUCCUCAGUUCCUCAAGGAGAAAAAGACAGACAAACAAAUGAAAAGACACCAUAAAUCUCACUCCAAAUCUCACAGAAGAAUGAACCCAUGGAAUAUGUAUUUCAUGGGCGUGUUUUCGUUGGGUGGACUUUUAGUCCUUAUCCUUUUUGUUUUGUUAUGUUGCUUGCAAAUCAGAAAGAGAAACGCACAGAGAGAGACUGCCACAGAGGAACCAAUCAGUAAAGAAAACUUAACUCGCAACGCUUUCCUGACAAAGAUCAGCAGCAUUUCCAAUCCCUACAGUAAACUGGAAAACGAGAAGAACAAUCGGGUGUAAGAACGCCGUUAGAGGAACCGAAAGCUUGCAACGAUAAGAAUUCUUGAAAUGUUGACGAUCACACACUUCCAGCAACUCCAUCGUGUAAACUAAUUUUGAAAGAAUAAAAGUCUACAAAAUCA